Molecule: messenger RNA, 1191 nt
Organism: Cladophialophora immunda
Lineage: Eukaryota; Fungi; Ascomycota; Eurotiomycetes; Chaetothyriales; Herpotrichiellaceae
Exons: 2
Coding region: 1-1191 (396 amino acids)
Source: RefSeq, a predicted model, not a curated record
AUGAAACUCCCUCUGAUUGUCUACAGUGUCCUGCUGGUCGCCGUCUGCACAACAUAUCCCUUCUGUUUUGCACAAGCGGCGACUGUUAUCACCUCGAUACUGACGACGGAAACCAUCAUUACCAACCUAUACACAUCACUACUGGCCGGGACGGUCGCCCAAACGCCCGUCACUGUGACCCAUGUUAUACCAGCGCUGGUAGGGCCAGCGUCUCCGACGGCCGCUUAUCCUCUACCCUACCCUCAACCAGCCCAGCCUGGUGGACAGGUCGUCUCUGGUGGGCUCGGUCUGCCAAACCCGUUUGAUGACAUAGGAGGCAUUGUUGGCGGCGUAACUGGCGCUGUUGGCAAUAUUGUGAAUGGUGGAGCUGGAGUCGCUGGUCAAGUGGUCGGCACUGCUGGCGAUAUUGUUAAAGGUGCCGCUGGAGGGAACUAUCCAGCACCGUUACCAGUGCCGGUGCCUAUCCCAGGAACACCAGGAGUUCCAGCGGUGCCGGUGCCUAUCCCAGCAGCACCGGGAGUUCCAGGGGUACCAGGAAUACCGGGAGCACCAGUCAUACCAGGGAUUCCAGCCGCUCCAGGGGUACCAAAUGUGGCGGCAAUUCCAGCAGUCCCUGGAGUCGCAGGGGGCGCUGUGAUUAUUCCUACACCUGUCCCUACCCCAAUGCCACCGCCAGUCGCUCCAGGGACGUUAGUACCGACAUUUACCAGUCUUGGAGGACAAAUCCUUGGCCCUGCUAUAACUGUUCCUUCAGAGUCACUGGCGAUUCCUAGUGCCGGGUCUAUCGCCAGUUUUGUAGCUGAAUCUCCUUCAAUACCUCCAACCAACAAAUGCUCCAUCGAUGUCAUUGGGACCAAGGCCGGCGCCUCCAACUUCGAAGGUUAUAACCCCAAGUUCGGAUUCAUCUUCAACGACCGCUUCCAGUCCAGUCUCCAGUACAUCAGGACCAGCAAUUGUUUCUUACUUGACAGAAACUCUCACGAAGCCAGGAACUCUCAACGUCCAGGUCCAUGGGACGGUGACGCAUGUUUUUCGAGGCAGUUCGUUCUUGUCGCUGGUCUCGUCACGGUCGUCUUCGCAGCCUUUAUCGCACUCCUCAUCACAUACCUCGCCACAAGCUUUGCCAACACCAAGGGGAUCCGUCUUGGUCGGUCCCUCAGAUUCUCGGCCCCGAAUGACCCGCACAUUUGA